Molecule: messenger RNA, 651 nt
Organism: Medioppia subpectinata
Lineage: Eukaryota; Metazoa; Arthropoda; Arachnida; Sarcoptiformes; Oppiidae
Source: the annotation of a GenBank genome assembly
UGCUGUACUCUUUGGGCUGAAGUCAUGUCCAAAGAGUAUAAUUUCAAUCGACAAGAGAUUGAAGUGAAUGCUAUUAGAGAGCUCUCAAAGCAAGAUAUCGUUGACUUCUUGAAGAAACAUCUGUCCAAAGCCUCUCCCGAUCGCCGCAAACUGACUGUCAGUAUCGCAACUGAGACCCCAAUCAAUGAAAAGGAUGUGAAAGAUGUCAACACCGAUGAUAUGCCCGCACCGACUGAAAUACCGGAAUCGACACGAAUUAAAAACAUACCGGGAUUUAAGACCCAAUUCGGAUACUAUUCCCGUCCCAAACCUCUCAUCGAUACCAACGAUUCAGUGGCCGAAAGCAAUGAGAGUAUAGUUAAGCCAAACGAUGAUAAACGCGAUUAUAAGGCAAUCGUAUUAACAAAUGGUCUGAAAGUAUUGCUUAUUAGCGAUAGAGAGACCGAUAAGAGUGCGGCCGCUCUCACUGUUGGCGUCGGCUCUAUGAGUGAUNUCGUAUUAACAAAUGGUCUGAAAGUAUUGCUUAUUAGCGAUAGAGAGACCGAUAAGAGUGCGGCCGCUCUCACUGUUGGCGUCGGCUCUAUGAGUGAUCCCCGGGAUGUCCAGGGAUUGGCUCACUUCGCACAUAAUUUAUUGGCCGAUAUAGAAUAA